GUCAGAUGCACUUAAUCUCUCUCAUGCCAACUAAUUGAUCUAUUUCUUCACCAUUAAUCCUAACCCUUCUGCGUUACAAUUUUCAUCUGACAAUGGUUUUUCCAGAGGCUGAGCUCCCUGUAAUAGAUAUUUCUGUUCUUCAAUCAGAGUUAAAAGAAGGUGAUCCUGAUCUUCAGAGGCUGUGCAAUCAAGUAAAAGAAGCUGCCCAACAGUGGGGAGCUUUUCGUGUGGUGAAUCAUGGAGUCGAACAGGAGCUUCUAAACACUGUGGAUUCAGUUUCUCGAGGUCUUUUCAGUCUUCCACCCCAAGUAAAAGAAAGAGCCGUUUGUCUUCCAUUUGAUGGGUAUUCGAAGGGCGUUGGUCUUUCAUCUGGCGAGGCCAUAUGUUUCCCAGCAGUACUGGCUUCUGAUUCGAUUCAGCAAUAUGCACAAAAGCUAUGGCCCCAAGGAAAUCCUGAAUUUUGUGAUAGCCUAAGAACAUACAGUUCCAAGUUAGCUGAUCUGACAAAUUCCCUAAUAAAACUUAUCCUUGAAGGUUUGCAACUCAGCAAACAUUUUGAGAUUGAUUUUGUAGAAUGUGAAGCUUUGCUUCGUCUCAAUUAUUUCUCUCUGUGUGAAAAAUCAAGUGGCGCUAAUGAUAUUCUUCUCAAGGAGCACACAGAUUUGGGUGUGAUGACAAUUCUAUAUAAUGACCAAGUGGCUGGUCUUGAAAUGCGCUCUAAACAAGGUGAAUGGUUCACUGUAAAACCUCUUGCUGGAUCAUUCACUGUCAUCAUAGCCAGCGCUCUAAAGAUAUGGAGUAAUGAUAGAUGUUGGAGUGUGGAGCAUCGUGUAGCAUAUGAGGGGAAGGGGCCUCGUCUUUCUAUCGGUUUCUUUUGGAAUUUUUUGAAGGAAAAAGAGGUGCGUGUACCAGAGGAGCUCAUAGAUGAACACUAUCCACAUCAUUAUAAAACCUUUCUUUUCAAAGACUAUAGAAAUGCUCGAGUCCAAGAAGCUCCUCUUGACAUUUUUAUUUAGAAUUUAGUGAUUUAAAAAAAAAAUUAAAAAAAAUUUUAAAAAAAAGAAAAAGAAAAGAAGAUAAAUGUUGUUUUUAAGUAUGAAUGGAAUGUAAAUUUGUUGUUGAUUUCUUGUUGAACUAUAUAAUAUUUAGUAAUAGGUGUCAUGUAGUGGUAUAGUAUUUAUUUUUGAAAUAUUACAAUGUUAAAAUUCGUAUUUAUCUUACGAUGUUGUAUAUUUAGAAAGAGAAUGAUAUUAAUGAAUAAACUACUAGCUAUCAAUGAGAAAGUGCUUUCUUA
This is a messenger RNA of Cryptomeria japonica (Japanese cedar), 1294 nucleotides long. Its product is annotated as 2-oxoglutarate-dependent dioxygenase AOP3. Lineage: Eukaryota; Viridiplantae; Streptophyta; Pinopsida; Cupressales; Cupressaceae. Gene Ontology annotation, molecular function: dioxygenase activity. The coding region runs from base 93 to 1016 and encodes 307 amino acids. The record is from RefSeq and is a predicted model, not a curated record. The transcript has 3 exons.